AUGAGUAGCCCAGGGCAGGAGAUCUGCGUUCAAGGUGCUAAGGAAAAAUGUCCCGGCCGGCAGCAAAGGUUAAGGGGAUUGGGAGGGGGUGGCGCGCGCCUCCAGCCUGCCCCUAAAGGCAGUCCGGGGGACAGCAGGCUGGAGGCGCGCCGGCGUGAUUCUGACCGCGGGAGCCGGGAGGAGGAGCCGGAGACAUUCCCCUUUUCUGACAUUAAAGCUACGAGUCAUCAAGCUGACCCCCUCUCAUCCCUUGGCCUGAAGAAGAGGGUGUCUCAGGGCCCAGGGAUAAGCGGGAAUGGACCGGAGGGAGCCACAAGUCUGCACCCAGGCGGGGAGGAGGCGGGCAGGAGCGGCUCCGCAGGCGCAGGGCUCAGGGGUGGAGGCGGACGGCAGGGGACUGCAGAACCGUCCCCAGAGCGGGACGCGAACCGGCAGACUCGGAAGAAGGUAAACAAGGGCCACGCCCCCUGCCGUCGCCCCGCGGGCGCGCACCCGCCGCUCCGGCCGCCGCCGGUACAUUUCCACUCCCAGCGCUUCUCCCCCGCUGGACUCCCGCGCAGCCCUGGAGGGGGGGGCUGCCCCCGACCCCCAGCCCGCGCCCCCCGCGCUGGGGCUGCGCACCCUCCAUACUCACCUGGAAAGGGUAUCCCCCGCCCCUCCAAAAAACUGUGCUUAAUUUGUGCAGAGCCUCCGCGUCCGGGAGCUGAGCAUGCUGCCCCCGCGUGCAGAGCCCGCGUGCACCCAGCCCGGAGAGGGGGCGACAGGGCGGAGGCGGUGGCCCCCGGAAGGUGUCUGGGACCGGACCGGCUGCACGUGAGCCCAGCGCAGGGUCAUGUGCACCGGCUCAGCCCGGUUCGGCGCCCGGACGUGCUGCGUAUCAACAAAAUAAACUCGGGGAGACAGGAGGGCAGAUAG
Molecule: messenger RNA, 915 nt
Organism: Orcinus orca (killer whale)
Lineage: Eukaryota; Metazoa; Chordata; Mammalia; Artiodactyla; Delphinidae
Product: sterile alpha motif domain-containing protein 1-like
Exons: 4
Coding region: 1-915 (304 amino acids)
Source: RefSeq, a predicted model, not a curated record